Morone saxatilis (striped sea-bass) is the source of this 2632-nucleotide messenger RNA. Its product is annotated as Golgi reassembly-stacking protein 2-like. Gene Ontology annotation, molecular function: protein binding. Gene Ontology annotation, biological process: Golgi organization. Lineage: Eukaryota; Metazoa; Chordata; Actinopteri; Moronidae. Gene Ontology annotation, cellular component: Golgi apparatus. Bases 112 to 1431 code for a protein of 439 amino acids. The transcript is spliced from 10 exons. The record is from RefSeq and is a predicted model, not a curated record.
ACUCAGCUACUCAUUUGGCGACGUGUACCGGUGUGUGGAAGUGUUCCGGUGUCUCUGCUCUGCUGGGGACGAGCUGCCAGAAAACCCGAACAGCCUUAACAGAGAGGAGCCAUGGGAGGUUCGCAGAGCGUGGAGAUACCUGGAGGAGGCUCCGAGGGCUACCACGUCCUCCGGGUUCAGGAGAAUUCGCCUGGACACCGUGCGGGACUGGAACCUUUCUUUGACUUUAUUGUCUCCAUCAACAACACCAGACUGAACAAGGACAACGACACCUUGAAAGACUUGCUGAAAGCCAGUGUGGAGAAACCGGUUAAGAUGCUGGUUUACUCCUCAAAGACCCUGGAGCUGCGGGAGUCCACAGUCACCCCCAGCAACCUGUGGGGGGGCCAGGGCCUGCUCGGUGUCUCCAUUCGUUUCUGCAGCUUCGAGGGAGCCAAUGAGAAUGUUUGGCAUGUGCUGGAAGUGGAGCCUAAUUCCCCAGCAGCCCUCGCUGGCUUGCGGCCGCACACUGAUUACAUCAUUGGAGCCGACACUGUUAUGAAUGAGUCAGAGGACCUGUUCUCUCUGAUAGAGAGCCACGAGGGGAAAGGCCUGAAGCUCUACGUGUACAACACAGACACAGAUAACUGCAGAGAGGUGAUCAUCACACCAAACGGCUCCUGGGGAGGAGAGGGCAGCCUCGGAUGUGGGAUUGGCUAUGGAUACCUCCACAGGAUUCCCACCAAGCCUUUUGAAGAGGGGAAGAAGAUCAGCUUCCCUGGAAAUUCUCCCAGCGAGCCCCUCAGUCCGCUAAAGGAUGGAUUCACUGAGGUCCAGCUUUCAGCAGUGACCCCUCCUUCUACUGCACCUGUUGUCCCUUCUGGCCUUGAAGAUUCACUGUCAGGCCUGUCAAUCAGCACAGCCCCGCCCACCAUGCCAAGUGAGCUGCAGACAGGUUUGCCCACGGUCCCUCUGCUUCCCUCCUCCACCAGCCCCUCCCUCAGCCCCCUCACUCCACUUAAUCCUGCUGCCACCAGCUUCAACCCCACCACCACGCUACCAGGUCUGAUGCCCCUCCCAGGUGGCUUACCUCCACUCCCUAACUUACCCAACCUCAACCUGCCACUCCCAGAUCUCAGUGCUGUGUCUCUAGCAGGACAACCACCAAUAGGAACCACAGUCCCCUCUCUGGCAUCCCUCCCACCCCUCAACAUCCCAGGCCUGGCUCCCUUUCAUCCUCUACCCACCAUGCUACCCUCCCAGCUUCCUCCUCUCCUCCCUCAGGGAGUGACCCCCCUCCUGCCCAUUUCCACUACCGCUCCUGCAGCCUCGGUCACGGUCACAGGAGCGCCUGCGACCGAGCCUGCCGCCGACCACACAGUCCCCACGGAAGUAGCCUCCACGAACGCCACGGAAUCACCGCCCCCCACGGAAACAACACUAACGUCGUAACCUGGGAGAGAAGUUCCCGCUUGCCAUCAUACCAAAACACACACCUGGUUUCUCUCUUUCUACCAUCUGUCUUUCUCUGUGUUUUUCUAUUUAUUUGGCCAAGAGGGGGCAGGCAGACAGCUGCAUUAGUUCAGACACAGAGGUCGGCAUGCUCCAGUUAUGGGUGAGGAGGCAUGUGUGGCGCGAUGAAGGAUGAAUGGAUAUGAAGAACGGAGGACGGAUGUAGACUGGUCUUACCAACAUGUCUUUAUUACCAGAUUGUCACGGAGCUAGUAGCUUGUCUAAGCUACUGAGGAGGACGGGGUCUACUCUUUGGUUUGUAGUUUGCUUUGCACUUCUGCAGUUACAACACGGCAAAGAACUAUCUUAGGAUUUCCUCCCUUUCUGAUCUGGCAAUCCUCUCGGUUUCACAUACUUAUUUCUUUUUUAUAUAAACAGUGUAUGUUAUUGGGGCUGGACAAUAAAUUAAAUCUAUAAAAAACAAAACAAAACAAAAACUAAGCUACAAUAACAAGUGAGUGGAAGUUCAGUCAGCCAAUCACCUCACAGUCCAGUGGUUGUGUAACUGGUCAUACUGGAAUAAAUGGGGACAAAGAGAACAGAUUGGGCCUGCAGGAGACAAGAAAUAUCAUGCACUGCUGUAUUAAAAUACAAGUAAACAAUAAAGGCAAAUAUGAAUCCUCAUGUUUUUGGUCUUAUUGUCCAGCCCUAACGUGUAACCUUUUAUUAUUAGUUAAUAGAUCCCCUCCGACCAAUAGAUUGAUUUGAUUGACAUGUAUUCAUUUUUGUUGAAAUUGCUGUAUGAGUCUUCACCCAAUGAAUGAAUCUGCAUUAUUUUGCACCACCUUUUGUGUUUUGAAAUUAUUAAGUCUGUCCCUUUGUAUGUCUCCACGUCUAUCCAGAACUCUAUAGUACCCGUCUCUCCCACAGGGAUGGUAACAGUCUGCAGGCCAUGCCAGAGGGGACAGAGGUUUACAGUUACAUGAACUACUGAGUGUCUGUGCUUGCUGCUGGGUGAUCAGUAGGUAGGGUGAAACAUGGGUGUAAGAUUAUUAAAUACACCGUACGUCUCUUCCUGGCAUGGCCUAAGUGAAUUGGUAGUUCCAGUGAUGCAGUGCAGCCACAAGGUGUCACUGUAACAGAACUUUCUGAAAACAUCUACAGUAUGCACAGUGCGAGCAAUAAAGCCAAAUUAAUUUUA